AUGAAGAUAUCGCAGUCAAACUCCUUCCGUCUGACAGCGCGUCCUUCUCAGCUCAAGGCCUUCCGUAGCCCAAAGCCGAUUGGCUCGAGCGAGCUCACAGUGCCAUCCUGGCCUGCCAGAGCCAGGAAGGUGCUGUCAGAGUCCACCUUCAUGCAGGGCAGGCGGCCGCAGCAGGAAGAUCGGCAUGUGAAGAUCCCGGACCUGACGAAAGCUGCCAAGGCGCUGAAGAUGCCAAUCGACCACCUGGAGCAGCCCUGCGCAUUUCUGGCCGUGUAUGACGGGCACCGUGGCCCUCUCUGUGCGGAGUUUGUGGCCAAGUCCAUGCAUCUGAGACUCCUGAAGCACCUGACCCAGACGACCACAAAGAGCAGCGAGGAGAUUGGGUUGGCACUGAAGACGACGUGCCAGGAGUUGGACGAAGAGUUUCUGGCCAAGCACCGCACUGCGGUCGAUGGGUGCACGGUGGUUAUGGCGCUUCUGACAGGAAGUCUCCUGACAGUCGCAUGGCUUGGCGAUUCCCGCGCGCUUCUGUGCAGAAGCACUUCCGCUGGGGGCGUUGCAACGGUCCCUCUCACGCAGGACCAUCGACCAAGUGCCUCAGCAGAGGCAGAUCGGGUGCGAGAAGCUGGCGGCAUGAUCGUAAACUUCGACGGAGCAAAGCGAGUGGCGCACGCUGGGUUUGACAAUCAGAUUCGCGAGCUUCGCAGGGCGAAGGCUGCCGGGCUUGGUGCCGUGGGUCGGCCCCCGGUGGCCCUGGCAGUGACACGGGCCCUGGGAGAUCGUGACUUCAAGGUGGACAAGCCCUUACUGAUUGCGACGCCCAGCGUCCGAAGCUUUCAGCUGGAUGCCUCCGUGCACUUCAUUGCGCUGAUGUGUGAUGGAAUCACGGAUGUUCUCAGCAACGAAGAGAUCAUCUUCGAACUGGACUUCUUGCGAGAUGCGGCAGACGCAUCAGCCAAUGCCCGGAAAGCCUGCGGUGACUUGGUGCAGAAGGCGUACUCUCGUGGAAGUCAAGACAAUUUGACAGUCGUCAUGGCCUUCUUCGAGUGGGAGGGCGUGGAGAAGCGGAGCUCGGGAGCAGUCGGUCCAGUCGAGGUGCCACCAUCGAAGCGGGCUCGAUCAAGUCAGAGCAGCUGUCCGGCAAAUGCUGCAUCAGCAGCAGGUUCGGGCGGGCAUGACAACACGGGCAUCAUGUUCUCAGCAGAUGGACCACCUCAGUGCGAUGCACAUUUUUCAGAGAUAGACGCCGCCGUGGACGCAUCAGCUGGAAUGCUGGAUGCGAUGGCGGUUGCUGCCACCCCGCCUGUGAAUUAUCCGCGUGGCGAGCCGCCAACACGAUGUGCGGAGUGCGGGAACGUCCUUGUCGAUGCCCUGGUUCUGUCCUGCGGCCACGACCUGUGCCUCACGUGUGCGGCCAGUGCUUUGCGCCAGACACGCUCACUGAGCGGCCGGACGGUGCGAUGCCUGCUCUGCCCUAGCAUCACAGAGCUGUGCGAGGAAGCAGUUGCCGCCUUGACGGAGCAGAAACUCGAGAACGGUGGCUUGUUACCUCAGCUGCUACCACAGCCACAGGCCUGCUCUAUCUGCUCUUCGUGGAUUCAGCCUCCAGGUGCACACAGCGGCACAGCUCUGUACCCGCCUCGAAUACCGAACGAACGAACCGGGCCUGGGUUGCGGGAGGCUGAGAGCCCUCACAGCCAGGACGGCUCAGCACAGCGGGGCAUCGCAAAAGCGGCCCUCGCACGGCCCCAGCAGGUGUCGUCGACCUCAGUCAGCCCGGUCCAGUGGCAAAGAACACCGGAACCGCUGGCUGUGGAGCCGAGUCGCCCGUCGGGACGAACCGUCCAUAUCUACAGGUGCCCAGAGCAUCCGGAAGAGCCAGCCACUUACUUCUGUGCAACCUGUGAGUGUCUUUGCAUCUGCGCUGAGUGUGUGAUUCAAAAGAAUGGCCGACACCGCGAUCACGAGGUCUUGCGUGUGGCAAAAGCACACGAGGUUCUGAAGUCCAGAGCCGGAGCGCUGCUUGAUGAGGCAAUCGCCCUCGAGGAUGAUUUCUCCAUGGUCGGAGACCGACUGGCCUGGCGAAGAAAGGACAUCGAACGCGCCGCAGCGCGCGGGCGCGCAAGCGUGCGAAGCGCCUUUGCACGAGUCCGAGCUCAGCUGAAUGAGCGCGAAGCCGAACUACUGGAGUCCUUGGAUGCUUACGAGAGCGGCUCUCUGUCUCACAUUGACACAGGACACUCCGAAUACGGCAGCCGGCUCAACGAAUUGCGGAAGCUGCAGGAGAAUCUCCGAUCCCGCUGCCGCAACGACGGAGAUGCAGUUGAGGCGCUGAAUACGUUCUCAACUGCAAAGGCUGCCAUCGCGAGCCUCAGGGAGGCUUUUCGCCAGGAGGAAUUCAAUGCCGCGUCUCCACCAGAUGAAUUCGUCGGGCUGGCCGGCAGUGCCCGAGCGGAGCUGGAUCUCCACGCCGAGGGCCUCGCAAGCCUCGAAGAGGCCGUGGCGAGCCUUUGUGAACGCGGAGUGGACGUGCCACAAAAGGUUUCGGCUGGAGCGGCUGCCAGCAGGCUGCCGCAGAACUCCAUGCCACAGCUAUCCUUGCGCUUCGGUAGCAUUGGAUCGAUUAUGCAGCAGGGCUUUUCACAAAGCUCCGAGGCCCAGACCAGGAGGCGCUGGAUAUCUGCCGACAGUGAGACAGGGAUGAUUUACCAUGUCCGGACGGCUUUUGCUUCUGGGAGGCUCUCAUAUGAUGUUCUGGCGCGUGUAAGCCAGAUUGCCAUGCUUGCUGGUUUGCCUAAUACGUACUCACGUCGUGAUUAUCCCAGACAUCAGCAGCGGCGUCCCUGCCUGACGUUCCUCCCUGCUGGUGCGACCUUGGGGAGCCUUCCUGUUCUCACCGAGACCAGGAAGCUGGGCACGAUCAAGAUUGUGAUAUUGGUCCUGAGGGGCAUCUCCAAGAACUACACUGUCAGAAUGGUACAGUACUUCUUGGACACAGCGUGUGGAGACUUCGAGUGGAAGCGUUACAACUUCCUUUAUCUUCCACGGCGUGGACACUCCCAUUCGGGCCUGGCAAUCGUCAAUUUCAUCGACGCGCAAAGCUGUGCAACGUGCGAGUGUCGCCUUCGUCUGCUGCAAAGCGAGGGCGUGAUGAGUGGCAUCAAGUCUAUCGGAGGCGUGUUGAUGCUAAUGCUGGAAAGUCUCUGUGGAACGAACAUCAACAAUUUCGAGUUUUGUUUGUGGCUCCUGCUCAGGAGUGUUCGGAUCGUGAUGAUCGAAGAUCUCACGGCUCCCAAGUUGGGAUGGAUCUUCGGCAGCAAGAACCAAUCGUUUGCUGCUUUGGCUGUGCUACAGACUUCCAGCUCGAGUUCAGGAAAAUCUGCUGCAGAACUGUUCAGCCGAACGGAAGAAUGGUCUUGGAACUUCAACCUCUUCGUAUUGUUCGAUGCACAGGCUGCACGCGAUCUUUUGAGCACAGACUGCUUUGUGCGAGAUUCUCGACGCUGGAUCAAAGUCAGCACAGGUUUCGCCGCUGUGGAUUUCGCAGGGCACGAGCCUCAGGUUUCGUACGACUGCGACUGCGACACUGGGCAGACGCUUUCAGAGUUGGCACUGAAGCAACACUUCCUGUGGAAUUGGUUGAACAUUCCCCAUUCGGCCCGCCAAGCGGGUGCAUUGCGCCACAACGUCGUGAGCCCUGAGGAGUCACCGACCUAUGUGCCGCCUCCUCGCUGGCGGGGGACCUUUGCAACUUUGCCCUCCCGACCUCCUGAGAGCGAGGCUGGGCAGCUUGCAUGGGCCGUGAAACACCUGAAGGUCGACAAGGUGCGCAGCAUCUUGGAAAGAUGGCCGCAUGGUGCAGUGUUGAUCGAUGACGAAAACAAUACCCUGUUCCACCUCGCCGCGGAGAAUCCGGGGCGUGCUGCAGAACAGCCUGAAGGUGCUGGCGAGGUCCUGUCCUUGCUGCUCCAGAGCGGCUGGCAAGUCGUGGACCAGAAGAACAAGGUGGGCGAGCGGGCAGACGUCGUGGCCAAGCGCCUGGAUCCGAAAGGCCCGGUGGGACGGGUGCUGGGAUCACGGUCUCUGUGUUUCAGGGAGCCUCUUCGAGUCGAGGCCCCACUGCAACUGCUAGGUGAGGCGUCGCCAAAACCGUGGACCUGGCAGUAUCCGGUUCAGGACGAGCAGCGGCGGAGCUUUGCAGGGGUCAACUUUCGAGCUUUCUCAGAGGAGCAGUGUUCGCGUUGGAUGAACCUCCUGUUGGAGGAGGGCUGUUGGAUUCAGCUCCCCGGCGUGCCUCGCAAGGUGAUCUGGUAUGUCUCAGAGGACUGUGCUGAUGUCCCGUACCGUUACUCCGGUUUGGAGUUUCCCGCCACGGUCUAUCCGCCGUUCAUGAAAGAGAUUUGCAAGGAGCUGUGCACGCUCUGCGGCAUUCCAGAGGGCCAAUACCCCAAUUCUUGCAACGUCAACGUUUACGACGAUGGCAGUCAUGAGGUGGGUUGGCACAGCGACGAUGAAGUCCUGUUUCAGGGCUUGGCCUGCGACACUCGGAUCUUAUCGCUUUCGCUAGGUUCGGCGCGAGACUUCAGCUGGAGACUUCAAGGCACCACAGAAGCUCUGGGAUCAGUUCCUUUGGGCGAUGGCGAUGUCGCUACCAUGGAAGGUCUGUUCCAGAAGCACUACAAGCACGCAGUGCCUGCCACGAGCCAGCCACGUGGAAAGAGAAUCAACUUGACUUUUCGGUGGAUCAGGGUCAAGGCCGAUGGGGUUGAUGCGGGUGUUGCAGCUGCGAAGUGA
This is a messenger RNA of Symbiodinium sp. CCMP2456, 4794 nucleotides long. NCBI's taxonomy places the organism in Eukaryota, Dinophyceae, Suessiales, Symbiodiniaceae. The record is from the annotation of a GenBank genome assembly.